UACAGCCAGCUGCUCUUCUCUGGAGAGCUCUCCCCUGCUCGCUGCACGCCCCACCACAGACUGCUACUGCUGCAGAGAGAAGCGCCUUGAUUUUUUUAGCUUUUUAGUGAGUAUCAAACAUGGAUGGUUUCCAAACAGUCCUGAAAUUCUUUAUGCACCGCAAGACCGCUAUAGGUUACAGUUUUAUGGCGCUGCUGACAAUGGGAGGCGAGCGUGUGUUUUCUCUUGUUGCUUUCAGAUGCCCGUGCAGCAAUGAAAACUUCAGGUACGGUUUGGUAUUUCUCUUCUCACCAGCUUUUGUUUUGCUAGUUAUUGGAUAUUUCUUGAACAGCAGGACCUGGAAACUCUUUACAGGCUGCUGGGUGAACCCCAGAAAAAUAUUCCCCAAAGGGAAUAUCUGCCAUUUUUUUUACGUCCUCAUACAAAUCACUUUAAACGCUCUGAUAGCCCCAGUGAUGUGGCUUUCUGUGGCUUUGCUCAACGGGACUUUUUAUGAAUGUGCCAUGAGUGGCCUGAAAAAUCCUGCCUACUUACAUGCAAUUUGCCACAGCAAAUCUGCAACAUGCUUUGAAGAGCUGCACAAGGUGGCCUGUGACAAAAGCUCUAUGCCCUUUUCAGAGAGUGACGAACUGAAACGAACUCUUCAAGCACAGUCCCAGAUUUUAGGCUGGUGUGUGAUCAUGACUACAGCUCUUCUCUCCCUGCUAGCCACUUGCUGUGCUAGCUGCCAGUCGAAAGUCAGCCACCUCCAGCUGAUGUUCUGGAGGGUGUACACGGAGAAGGAGAAGGAGCAGCUGGAGGAGGUUUUCCAGGUGUAUGCCAGCAAGCUGAGUGAGCGAAACCUGAAGUGCUUUUUUGAGAACAAGGAACCAGAAGAAUUUCCCAUGCCGGCGUUCCAGGCGUGGGAAGAUGCUUCCCAGCUCUACUCUUUCAGCAGUAGCAAACAACAUUAUAGCACAAUUCACAGGCUAAUUGAAGAAGGCCGGAAAGAAAUCAAAGGGGAAAGAGACACGAUGCUGGACUUUGUAGAUGGAAGCGAAAUACCAUAGACGAAGUGUGAGGUUUUUCCUGUCUUGUUAAUGUAACAUACUUCUAGCUAGUUUCAUCUCUGUAUAUUUUCACAAUGGGCUCUUUCUUCUUCAUCACAUUUCCUCACAGUUACAAACUUGCUCCAAAAGGAUGGAAUUAAUUUAUUUCCUUACACAAUUGAAAAGGCUGCAGUCCUCCAUGGCACCUAGAGUUCAUGCUCUACUAAUGUCAUGGGCUCUGGGUCAAGAGCUGACAGCAAAAAGAGAUAAAUAAUGACUUCUACAAAAACCUUUUAACAAUAUCCCAUGUAAAAGGCACUAUAUUGUGCUCAUCUCACGUAAAUCAAGAGAUGGUCAUAAAGUAACACCACUUAAAAGGUGUGAAUGUAAUAGCAGAAGAUGUGUGUGGCUUUCUAACAGCCCACUGAAAGUAAAAGUUUUGCUUCUAGGUCAUUCCCAAGCCAUUGGUAGAUACAGCUUUGCUUUGGAACACCAGUGGACACUCGAGGCAUACUGGUGUCUUUGGACUCCUGUGUCAUCUAGAAUGCCAUGGAUGGUCACAGUAAUCAGCUCUAGUCCUUUAGUCUGCCCGAAACAUGGGGCCACGAUCUCCACUGACAGUGAGGUGACAGGUAAUUCUUUAGACAAAUCUUGCAGCCAAAGUAUAUUCCAAGAACGUGAAAUUACCAAACGGUUCAGCAGUUUUGUGCUUUUCUUAAGAAAGAAACCCCUAUAUUGAAAUAUAAACAGUUGUUCUUAGUGCUUUAUUACAGUAACAAAAAAUCAUCACUGGUAUCUUGCCUCUGUAGAGUACUUGGUAUUAUCUUCUUGCACUGGGAAGUUGUUUGUAUAGGUGUGACAACUUCACCCCAGCUGGCAACGGAGCACCAUGCAGCUGCUUGCUCACUCCUCCCCCUCCCAGUGGGAUGGGGAGGAGAAUCAGAAAAAAGCUCUGUAAAACUUGUAGGCUGAGAUAAGAAUGGUUUAAUAACUGAAAUGAAAUAAAAUAUAACAACAACAAUAAUAAUGAAAUAUAAUAAUACUAAUGAAAAUGAAUACAACAAAAAAUAUAUUAAAACAAACCAAAGGAAAGGCAAGUGCUGCCCAAUGCAAUUGCUCAUCAACUGCCUGAUCGAUGCCACUCCUCCCCACCACUCUCCCCAGUUUCUAUAGUGCACAUGACAUCCUAUGGUGUGGAAUAGCCCUUUGGCUAGUUGGGGUCAGCUGUCCUGGCCAUGCUCUCUCCAGCUUCUUAUGCACCUCCUCGCUGGCAGAACAUGAGAAACUGAGAAGCCCUUGACUUUAGGAAAAGCACUACUUAGCAACAGGCAAAACAUCAGUGUGUUAUCAACAUUCUUCUCAUAGUAAAUCCAAACCAGAGCCCUGUACCACCUACUGGGAGGAAAAUUAACUCUAUCCCAGCCAAAACCAGGACAAUGGGUACAAAGCUCCUGUUUUGGGUGGGUUUUGGGCACCGAGUGCAGCCUGUAGAGCUCUGUAAUAUUGUUUGUACUGGGCCUUCAACCAGUGUACAACACGGGGCCUGAAAAGAAAUCCUACACUUUAAGACAAGAAAUAUUUUUGCAGCAGGCUGAUUUUCAUUUUUCUUAACAUCAUAAGAAACUGAAGCAUCUGGAGCAAGAGGAACCAGUAGACAAUGCAGGUGAGAGACUGCACCAUCAGUGUUUCCAACAAAUCUGUCUCACCCCAGAGCCUCGAGCUCUACCUCACCCACUUGGAAUUCACCGUUGCUCUCACAUAGAAUGUCCAGACUCUUUGCAAAAACUGUAUAGAAGAAGAACAAAGUUUCUGCCAAGUUUCUUUCCCUGGGGUGACUGGGUAGGCUUUUAACAGAAUUUUACUGCCAGUCUCCCUGAGUCUGCAGAGAAACAUAUUUUUGCCCUGCUUGAAACAGGCUUUUAUCAACAAACCAGGGUUACUGACUGAGACAAACUUCCCUACUCAAAGCUGUCUUUUUACAUCCUUCGUCACUGGUACCACAAAAAACCCAAAGCAAGUAGGGAUGAAAAGGGGAAGACACUAAGUAGGUUAAUGAGAUGAUCAAAGAACGUGGGAAACUAGUGGGCUGAUGUAAGGAUGGGAUCUCUAUUGAGCUCUCUAUAAGAGCUGGGAUACAGAGGCAAAAGUAUAGUUAGCAGAGGGAAACUGGGAGGACAGAGGGAUCUCACUUUGGGCUUUUAGCAUCCACUUUUUCCUUGGGAGGAAACUCAAAACUCUGCAUCUGAGUAGCCAAAAUAAUCUGAAACAGGCCUGGCCUUCUCCUUUAUUGCAGAGCAGCAAAACCACAGUGCAUUCUCUUCUCCUCAUGCUUAUCCUGCUUCAUGUUCACAGGGGAGUUAUGUUGAGAAUGUCUCUACCUCCAAGAGCAGCUGCUGAACACUUAGUACUGCACUGUGUGCCUGGUAGGAGUCUAUCACUGACCCUCAUUCUCAGGGCUGGAUUACUCUGUGUUGUUUUACGAAAUGACUGUGACUUAAUGCAGUUGCUAUGUGGAUGCUGGAAUACUUCUAUAAAAACAGACAAAAAUAAAAGCUACUCUGACCCUAUGUUUUCAACUGGAAACUGGUUUUGGAAAAUUUAACUUUUUCCUUCAAGCAGCUUUUGCAAAAGCUGUUUUGUAUCAACAUUGCCCCUGAAUGAAAGUUUGGUAUCUUGGAAGCAGGUAAAGACUAUUGUCAACACUAUUGUCAUAGGUUUGUGUGGAGCCCUUUUUGCUUGAUAAUAGGGGGAGGCAGCUGCAGUGUUGUCCCAGUAACUAGUUCUCAAAACAUCCCCCGGCUCUGAGGUGGACCCAACUCCAGCCUGGCCAGGCCAGUCUGGCGUCUCUGCCAUCCCGAUUUAAGAAGGGAAAUCUGAGCUGGAAGAGGAGAUGUAGGAAUGAUACAAAAUGGAGGUGACCAUGUGGACCUCACAGUCAGAGGAGGGAGGAAGGAAGGAGGAGCACUGAACUGGAGACUCCUUGUAACCUGUGGCAAGAACACAGGCUGUGCCCUUGCAACCCACGGAGGCUGCAAGCUCCGGGUGAGUACACCCAGAUGGGUAGGAGACUGUGUGAGGAGGCAGCCAUGGCGCAGGCCGUGCUGGAGAGCCUGUGGGCCACAGAGCAGACCCACAUGAGAGGCAGAGAGGAGCUGCAGCCUUUGGGAUGAACACACAUUGGAGUGGCCCGUGCAGGGCUACCCAGCCUGUGAGGGACUCUGCGCUGGAGCGGGAAGGACCAUAGAGGAGCCCGUCUGCCUUGAGGAGAGACAAGUGGCAGGAGCCAUUGGGAAAGGACUGACUGAAACUCCCAUUCCCUGUCCUUCUGAGCUGUUCAGGCGGGGAGGAGUUAAAGACACUGGGAUUAGGGCUCU
Molecule: messenger RNA, 4402 nt
Organism: Colius striatus (speckled mousebird)
Lineage: Eukaryota; Metazoa; Chordata; Aves; Coliiformes; Coliidae
Gene: CALHM5
Product: calcium homeostasis modulator family member 5
Exons: 2
Coding region: 120-1049 (309 amino acids)
Molecular function (GO): monoatomic cation channel activity
Source: RefSeq, a predicted model, not a curated record